AUGCAGCUGAAUAUCAACGUGACAGAGAUCAUUCUUCUUGGCUUGACACAGGACCCCAGUAGGAAGAACAUAGUAUUUGCUAUUUUCCUGUUCUUUUACAUGGGGACAUUACUGGGUAACUUGCUUAUCAUUAUUACUAUUAAGACAAGCCAGGCCCUUGGGAGUCCCAUGUACUUCUUCCUGUUCUACUUAUCCUUGUCUGACACCUGCUUCUCUACAACUGUAGCUCCUAGAACAAUUGUGGAUUCCCUGCUUAAGGAGACCUCUAUCUCUUUCACUGAGUGUAUAAUUCAAAUCUUCACAUUUCAUUUCUUUGGCUGUCUUGAGAUCUUUAUCCUCAUCCUCAUGGCUGUUGACCGCUAUGUGGCCAUCUGUAAGCCCCUGCACUACAUGACCAUCAUGAGCCGCCGGGUCUGUGGGAUGUUGGUUGCCAUAGCCUGGGUAGGUUCCUGUGUGCAUUCUUUAGUUCAGAUAUUUCUGGCCUUGAGUUUACCCUUCUGUGGUCCCAAUGUCAUGGAUCACUAUUUCUGUGACUUGCAGCCACUAUUGAAACUUGCCUGUUCAGACACAUACAUGAUCAACUUGCUUCUGGUGUCCAACAGUGGAGCCAUUUGUACAGUAAGUUUCCUUGUGCUGAUGCUCUCCUAUGUCAUUAUUCUUCAUUCCCUAAGAAACCACAGUGCUGAGGGGAGGAGGAAAGCCCUAUCCACCUGCAUAUCCCACAUUAUUGUGGUCAUCCUGUUCUUUGGACCUUGCAUCUUUAUAUACACACGUCCUGCAACAACAUUUCCUUUGGACAAGAUGAUAUCUAUAUUUUAUUCAAUUGGGACACCUCUGCUCAAUCCUCUGAUUUACACACUGAGGAAUGCAGAGGUAAAAAAUGCCAUGAAGAAGUUAUGGAGAAAGAAAGUGGUGUCAGAUGAUUGA
Messenger RNA from Apodemus sylvaticus (European woodmouse), 927 nucleotides. Its product is annotated as olfactory receptor 4C16-like. Gene Ontology annotation, cellular component: membrane. Gene Ontology annotation, biological process: G protein-coupled receptor signaling pathway. Gene Ontology annotation, molecular function: olfactory receptor activity; G protein-coupled receptor activity. The transcript has a single exon. Bases 1 to 927 code for a protein of 308 amino acids. The record is from RefSeq and is a predicted model, not a curated record. Lineage: Eukaryota; Metazoa; Chordata; Mammalia; Rodentia; Muridae.